Molecule: messenger RNA, 3923 nt
Organism: Phoenix dactylifera (date palm)
Lineage: Eukaryota; Viridiplantae; Streptophyta; Magnoliopsida; Arecales; Arecaceae
Source: RefSeq, a predicted model, not a curated record
AAGCUGCUCCGAUCAGUUGCAUGCCCUGUUUCUCUCUUCCUCAUCUAUUUAAGAGAAGUUUAGGCACCCAUGGUUGAAUUAAUUAGCCAUAUCCUUGCCAUUAUCAAUGUUGGUGGCAGGUGUGGGAGAGCAAGAUUUUGUCAGAUAUGCAUAUUCUCGAGGUGCUCUAUCCUCCAAGGGAUCAUCCCAGUCAUGCGCAACCAGUUAUCAUACCACUUUAUGCAUCUCCAGCUCAUCUUCUUCUCCAGUUAGUGGCAAAACUGUAAUCAGCAUCAGAAACAAAGAGUGAGGUUCUUGUAGUCUAAGGCAGGAGUAAUGGAAAAGGUAUCAGUUGUAGGCUGAUUGAAGUUCUCAGAUGAUCUGAUAAGAGAGAUCAAAAACCUUUUUCUCCUUUCUGUUUUUUUUUUGUUUAAUCUUUCAAAUGAAGGCAUUGCCCGGAAUACUUGCUUCAAUAGAAGGGUUUCAUGUAGAAGCUGGCUGUAUUCGUUCAUGAUGAUGUUGGAGUAAUCGAAGCUUCCAGUUACUGCAUGCAAUCCAAUGUGUUUUUAGUCUCUACAUUAUACAUGAUAUCAUUGUUCUGCCGUGCAUGGAAACAAGAUAUAUUAUACUACUAAAGCAGGUCAUGAUUAAUGGGCACAGGAAUGGGGUACUUGGGUAAAUUGCUUCAGAGUAUGCAUGGCUAUGGAAAGGUAGACACACAAGGUCCGCGAAGUGCACGGUCCAAACAAGACCGGAUCCAGCUUAGCCUAGGAAUGGGGUCAUAACAACUCUUUUGAGUUCCAAAGUGAAGGAACUGGAGCAAACCAUGCAGGCAUCGAGUGGAGGGAGCUACUUUUAGUCGUGGCUGCAGCAAGCGCUUAUGCCGCCCCAUGGCCCUCUCUGUGCCUGCGAUUGGGAGGAUGCGACGCCUAGUAAGUUGCGGUCCAGAGACAUGGUCCCACCACUCGUGUUGAUCUCCAUGCCUGCGAUUGGCAGGAUGCAACGUUGAGUGGCAAUUGAGCCUGGAGCUCAAAACGUUUUGGACGGUUCUGGAUCUGAUUUGUAAGCCCGACAGACCGGAUCGGCCUGAAAUUUGAGCCCGUCCAUUAGACUGGCUGGGCUCGAAUUUACAUCGGCUCAGCCCAAGCCCAACCUCAGCUCAGGAUUAUAGGAUACAUAUACGUUGCCCACGACCCGACCGGUGCCCUAUUCACUUGAUUCAGGAGGCAGCGGCUAGAGCUUCGUCCUCCGAAAGGCGACAUUCUGGUGCUGUCCUUCAAUCUCCUCGAUCGCAGCCACCUUCUCCGACCUAACUAGUCCUUGAUGCAAAAGUCCAAGUUCUUGCUGGCGUCGUUCACAAAGCUGGUGAUAAGGUUCAUAACGCGGUUGUAAACGACCUGGGUGAAGGACAGAGCCCCCUUUAGCAAAAAAAAAAAAAAAAAAGGACAGAACCCCGUGGCUGUCGUCGUCAUAGUCGCCGUCAACCUGGAAGCAUCCGAUGGGAAGACGGCUAGGAGAAUGAUAACGGUGAUGACGCCGGCGAAGGGAUUGUGGGAUCCAUCCCGCCGGCAUUUGAACCAAGCGGAAGAGGUGGUGAUCUUAGCUGACGAGCGGUGUCGAUCGAUCUGGUUGGGCGUGUGAGGAGAAAAUAGGGAAGGGGGAGGGGAGAAGGCGAGAAUGGUGGAGAUCAAGUUGCUCGGAGACGGCUCCAGCCCCUUCCACUGCAGCUGCUUCACCGACGAGAUCCGCCCGUUCGUCAUCUCCCCAUGCACUCCGAGGCCUUUUCUCAUUUAGUCCACUUGGUCCAGAAAGUUCGAGAUCUGGGCCAAAGUCCCAAGCUGCCGGGCUUAUAUCCAGGAAGUAGCCCGAAGGCCUGACCGGGCUCGAGUCUGUCUAAUAUUAGUUUACCUGAAGCUGAGGCCGGCCGCCCAAUAAGUGACAGCCUAGUCCACUGCUGGCGUCAAUCUAAGUGCCUGCUAUUGGCAGGAUGCGGCUCCGAGCGGCAGCUCCUCCGACUGCUCGAGGACCAACGUCGCAAGUAGCAUAAGCCAUGGGGUUCGCACUGGUUGUGAAAACAGCAGCAGCAGCAGCAGAGGCAGCCACAGUCCCUUUACCACCACUCGUCGCCCCCAGGCAGCACCACUUCCAGCUCCAUCUCCACCUCCUUCCGUCCAACAACAGCACCGUGGCUACCCCGACAGCCGCAACAUCGUCAACAGCAACAACAACAACAUCGAGGUGGCAGCGGUGGAGGCAAUCACCAACGCAACCUUCCGCCCAAGCUCUGCCGCCGCUGCUGCAACGCCCCCAAAAGCUAUCCACCACGAAUGGACAACAGCCCCACCUUCCUAUCUCCAACACCCCCGAAAAGAACCAACCCGCCCCUGAUACCAGCAGCAUUAGCAGUGAUGCGGAGGAUGCAGGAAGAGGUGUCGUCCCAGAGACCUGUACGGCCACCGACGUCCUGCACCUCAUGGACAGCCUUCAACUCCCCAUCGAGGCGGACCUGUACCUGUCCCUCGUCAGGGAGUGCACCCACUCCGGGGACGCGUUCCAAGGCGCCCAAGUCCACGCCCACAUCCAGCGGAGCCGCCCCCGCCUCCUGCGCCGCGCGGCCGGCCUUCCCCUCGCCAACCGCCUGCUGCUGAUGUACGCCGCCUGCGGCCAACCGGACAGCGCCCGCCAGAUGUUCGACCGAAUGCCCUUCCGCGACGCCAUGUCGUGGGCCGCCAUGCUCGCCGCCCUCGCCCACAACGGCGGCCACCGGGAAGCACUGCAGCUGUUCACGGAGAUGCGCGAGUCCGCGGUGGAGCCCGGCGAUCGCUACUCGGACGCCCUCGUCCUUGUCACGACGCUCAGGUCAUGCGUCAGAGCGAGGGAGCCGGGAGUCGCCCGGCAGGUGCAUGGGCUAGCCCUCAAGGUGCUGGGAGAAAGCGGUGCUAUUGGGUGCGGAGGGAUAGGCAGCUCCCUGCUUCAGUGCUACAGCAUGCUCGGAUGCCAUCAAAGCGCCCGGAGGGUCUUUGAAAGGAUAAGAGUUCGUUCUCGGGGUGCCGCGGCGUGGACGUGCAUGAUCACCGGAUGCUGCAGAGAGGGGCGGUUCCAGGAGGCCUUGUACGUCUUCAGGGAGAUGGGAAGAGCGGGGCACAGGAGGAACUGUCACGUCGUCUCGAGCAUUCUCGCGGCAUGUGCGAGGAUCGGGGAUGGUGGCUGGGGUGGGAGGCAGGUCCACGCCGGCGCCGUCAAGCUCGGGGUGGACGAGGAUCGGUUUGUGGGGAGCAGCCUGGUGGAUAUGUAUGCCAAGCAUGGGCUCUUGAAAGACGCGAGGAGGGCAUUCGAAAUGAUCGCUGGCUCCAGAGACUGCGUGUGCUGGAAUGCGAUGCUUGCCGGCUACGCACGCGGCGGAUGCUGCUCGGAGGCGAUCAGGUUGCUGUACGAGAUGCGGGCGGCUGGAGUCAGGCCUCAGGAAUUGAUAGUCAGCGAAGUAAGGAUCGCCUGUAGCAGCCGAUUUUUGCAACGUCCAGAAAACCGUACAAAUUAAACAAAGAGGGUGCGAUAUAAGUUUCCCUUCUCAAAACCAUGGAAGCAUUUGCAUGUUACAAGGCCUACUUUCCAUCAGUUUUCAGUCCUGUGCUAAUAUGGAGAGCCCUGCUGUACAGAGCUACAGACUACAGAGAAGACACCAGGAAUUUGGAUCAUCAUCUGGUCCCCAAGAAGGUCUUCGUUUAGCGGCAAGAAACAAAGAAACAAUCUCAAAGUAUUUGCUCGUUGGCCGAUAGGCCCCCGAAGUGAGGAUCUGAACACAACUUGGACAGAUAGCUGUAAAAAAUUUCACCAACCCAACCUAGCAAUAAACUGAUGGAUAUUAUGACAAGUAUAUUAAUGGGGAGCUUGCAUCGAUUUGACACAAUCAGCAGGGACAUGUUUCAGCAUGUUAUAUGAAAAAA